This is a messenger RNA of Sorex fumeus (smoky shrew), 347 nucleotides long. It is a transcript of the gene PROK1, whose product is annotated as prokineticin 1. The record is from RefSeq and is a predicted model, not a curated record. NCBI's taxonomy places the organism in Eukaryota, Metazoa, Chordata, Mammalia, Eulipotyphla, Soricidae. The transcript has 3 exons. Bases 30 to 347 code for a protein of 105 amino acids.
GGCCGUGGGCAGCUUCACCCCCGGGGAUCAUGAGGGGGCUCCUGCAACUUUCACUGCUGCUUCUCCUGGUGACCGGGUCUGAGGGUGCUGUGAUCACCGGGGCCUGCGAGCGGGACGCGCAGUGCGGGCCGGGGACCUGCUGCGCCGUCAGCCUGUGGCUGCGCGGGCUGCGCAUGUGCACGCCGCUGGGGCGGGAAGGCGACGAGUGUCACCCGGUCAGCCACAAGGUGCCCUUCUUCAGGAAGCGCCAGUACCACAGCUGCCCCUGUCUGCCCAGCCUGCUGUGUGCCAGGUGUCUGGACGGCAGGUACCGCUGCUCCAUGGACUUGGAGAGCAUCAACUUUUAG